Molecule: messenger RNA, 591 nt
Organism: Cooperia oncophora
Lineage: Eukaryota; Metazoa; Nematoda; Chromadorea; Rhabditida; Trichostrongylidae
Source: the annotation of a GenBank genome assembly
AUGGAUACUUCACAGAAAUGUGUGGAAAACUAUGAAGAAACUUCACCGUUUGACGCCGACCAUGAUUAUCCUCCUUGUCCUACUGGUUUAGUUUCAGUUAGCGUCACUCCAGUUGUUCGAAUUGAUAACAACAAUGUGUUGCCUCACAUAGAAUUAAAUAUUUCUACCGUAAUAUACGAUCAUGUUGAAUCUGUCACUAUACGUCUACAAUGUCUGCAUGCUCCCGAUGCCGAAGAUAUUUACUGUCAUGAUUCCACCCGAAUGUUACGUGAAGGCAAAUGGUUGUGGCCAUGCAGAGCUAUUGUCUUUCACGAGAAAGAACCUGUUUUGAUUCCUUUUGCAUUCGGAUAUUCAUGCUUCCGGAUGUUUGGCCUUUCACAGUACAUUGUCAACGUUACCAUUUUUCCUCAGCAGUGCAGAUCGAGUCUGCUGGUCACUUCGCCAACAGAUUCUCAGUUGUCUCCGGAAAUAGCUGCAUAUUACUCAAAUAAGAAUAGUUCCAGUCCAGUCUGGUCACCUCUAUUGAUUGUUGAUUUUGGUGAUGAGGAUGGGCUCUGGUUGCGUGUCGAAGGACCUUCAUCAGUGCAUGGU